AUGUCGGCAGGUGGUUCAAGGCUUUUCGCCAAGAGACUUGCUGCUAACCGCGUGAGUUUUUUUUUAAUUUAUUAAAAAUUCGAAGUUGAAGAUUUUCAAAUGGUAUUUAUUAGAUUCUAGGUGCCUGAAGUAGCUACCGACGAUGUUCAAGAUUGGGAAAACCAUCUGAUUCUUCGCGUUCCGACAGAUUGUGUCGAUAGAGUAAGUUUAAAGGUACAUUUAAAAUAAAAUUUCUCAUAAAUUAAGGUAAAUCGGCUGAUCAAGGAUGGUUAUCCAAAAGAAGAGUUUGGGAUUCAAUUCGCCAACGGCGACAUGCGAAAUGCACAAAUUCGGCUGGGAAAUCUAAUCUUAAGCGCAAAGAUUUACGAUUUGCCUUGUACCACUGAAGUUUGAAAUUCAAAAAAUAUGAAAGAAAAGAGAAAAUUUAAGGUGUUCAAAACGUUGGACCACAAGAAUAUUUACAAAGUCGCGGAUUUAUCCCAAAUCGUGAUUUGUUCCCACGACGUUCAAAGACCGCAGGAUCAGGACCAGAAGCAGAAAAAAAGUGGGGAUUAUUGAUAAGGUGAAAUUAAUUAUUUUUUUAAUUCAGGAACAAAAAAACAGUGGCAAUAUCCCCACGGGCUUACGCCGCCGAUGAAAAGCGCCCGUCGGAGGAGAUUCCGAAAGACGAAAAAGAAGAAGUAUAUGGAUGCUCCUGAGGUUUUCAGGCGUUCAAGAUUGUUGUAAAAAUAAAAAUAUUUUAAGGUCGAAAAAAAGAAUUGAAACGAUUGCUGCGUGCCGAUUUAGAAGCGGACAGCGUGCGUUGGGAAAUUGUUGAAGAUAAGAAAAAAAGGUUUUUCAAAAAUACAUUUUUUUCAAAAAUAUACAUUGUGAUUUUUGUGUACUACCAUUUCCGAAAUCUAUCAAAGUGGUUUAAAUUUUAAUUUGAAACGUUUCUCUUGUGAAAUUUGUAUUUUUGAACCCUGCACAUGAGAAAUUUGCUUCUUUUUGCAAGGGAAUGAGGUUUUGUUUGUAUUUUUAUGAUUUUGAAGGGUUCAAAAUUCAAAAUUUAACAUUUUACCUACAAGUUUUUAUCAAUUCAGCUAUAUUAUAGCGUAAAUUAAUUUUGUAAUCUUAUAUUUUCGUUAUCUAAAAGCUUAAAAUUGUGUUUUUGACCGUGAAAGUAGUUCAACUCCAGGUUAAUUAGCUUCAAAAUCGACUUCAAUCAGAAAUUUGAGGGCAGAAAAAAAAAGAAGUUUUUUCGGUUAUUUUAAAGGUUUCUGGUUAACUUCUUUCACAUAUGCGCUUUUUUCUUACUUCGAAAAUUAAAAUAAUUGUUUUUGAAAGACUAAAACUAGGGUUCUUGAUCAAGAUUUUCAAUUUUCUAAGCUUUGAAUUUGCAAAAAUCCACAUUUCCUAAGCGAAAAACUUUUUCUCGUUAGUUUUAUUGACAGUAGGACGAUUUAUCAUAAUAACUUGUUUCUGAAAAUCAAAUCCUAGCCUUUUUCUUACCGAACUUCUUCAGGAACCUUCCCAACAAGCGUCCGACACGGCCCUCUUCGGAGAUCAACUUUCCAGCAGCGAUUCCGACGAGGAAGUUUCCAUGAUGAACGACGACAAGGACGAUUGA
Molecule: messenger RNA, 1609 nt
Organism: Caenorhabditis auriculariae
Lineage: Eukaryota; Metazoa; Nematoda; Chromadorea; Rhabditida; Rhabditidae
Source: the annotation of a GenBank genome assembly